Toxotes jaculatrix (banded archerfish) is the source of this 2439-nucleotide messenger RNA. It is a transcript of the gene slc25a24l, whose product is annotated as solute carrier family 25 member 24, like. Gene Ontology annotation, molecular function: calcium ion binding; ATP transmembrane transporter activity. Gene Ontology annotation, biological process: transmembrane transport. The transcript is spliced from 9 exons. The record is from RefSeq and is a predicted model, not a curated record. Lineage: Eukaryota; Metazoa; Chordata; Actinopteri; Toxotidae. Bases 119 to 1504 code for a protein of 461 amino acids.
GUUAAUUAUCAAAGCGUUACUCCUCUGUGCCCCAUCCGCCUCUCAGCGGAUAAAGUACGUUGCAUUUGCCGGUUUUUCUUUAUUCCUUGAAUUAAAAAAAUCAUAUUCUAAACCAGCUAUGGAUCAGUUUCGGGGUUUAUUUGUCAAAUUGGACCAAAACAAAGAUGGAUUCAUAUCUGUGGCAGAGCUGCACAGCGAAAUGAGGAAGCAUGGGAUCAUCUCAGCAAAUGCCAAGGUCCAGAAUAUUAUUGACUCUUAUGACAAAGACAAAGAUGGCCAGUUGGAUUAUAAAGAGUUCCUCAGCUAUAUGAUGGACAGAGAGAGGCAAUGGAAAAUUUACUUUCAUGACCUUGACAAGAACAAGUGCGGGGUGAUUGACCAGGAGGACAUCAUAUGUUUGUUUAAGGAGUUAGGAGUGGUCAUUUCAAAGCCGAAUGCAAAAAAAAUAAUACAAAUGAUGGAUAAGGACAGUUCGAUGACAGUGGACUGGGGUGAAUUCCUGCACCAUGUCAUCCUCAACCCUGUGGAUAACAUCAGGGAGCUGGUGACCUCAUGGAAACACCAGCUGGUUUUUGAUGUGGGUGAGAGCCGUGCGAUGCCCCUCGAAUUCCCUGAAGAGGCGUCUGGUCUUGGUGCAUGGAGGACGUUUGUUCUGGCAGCUGGACUAGCAGAUGCUGUAUCCCGGAGUGUGACGGCACCAAUCGAUCGUCUUAAGACCCAACUUCAGGUUCAUGGAUCCAAGGCCUUCUCCCAAGGCUUUCAGGAGAUGAGAGCAGGUGGUCUGCGGUCAAUGUGGCAAGGCAACGCUGUCAAUGUGCUGAAGGGAACACCACAGUCCACGCUGCAGUGUCUUAUCUAUGCCCAGAUGAAGGUGUACACCCAAAGCAGAACCCAGGAGACUCUGACGGUGCAGCAGCGUUUCGGGUUGGGCUGCGUCUCUGGUGCUGUUGCUCAUGCUGCCUUCUACCCUUUAGAGGUGUUGAAGGUGAGGCUGAACCUACAGCAAGCUGGCACUUACAACGGUGUUGUGGCCUGUGCCCGAUCCAUUUACAGACACGAGUCUUUAUCCUCCUUUUACAGAGGAUUCAAGCCGAGCAUCCUCUGCAUGAUCCCGUAUGCAGGUGUGGAGUGUGCAGUUCAUCAGUCAAUAAUGAACUGGGCAAAGAGUGAUCCAGCCUACAACAGUGACUCCAAACUGUUUUUCUUCAGUUUUGUGGCCUUCGCCUCUGGACAAAUGACCAGUUACCCACUGGCAGUGAUCCGCACCCAGCAGCAAGCACAGGGUAACUUUUAUAAUUGGUUCCACACAGUUUGUUUGAAACAAUCUGAGAUCAUGUUUUCCUCAUCAUCGUUUCAUUUGUGUGUUUUGCAGCUUUCAGCUCAGAUUCACGCCCAGCUUCAGGCGUUUUACAGGGACUUAUUGGGAUAUAUGAAAGAAAUGGACUUAGAGGAUAUUAUAACGGCAUGGGAGCCAGCUUUGUCAGGGCUGUUCCAUGUGCCUUGAUAAACUACACUUUAACUAGAAAAUUUGAGAAUCUGUUUUCUUCCAUGGAGUCUUGAGAUUUAGAAACGAGGUUGCAUGUUGCACUGUUGCUUUUAAAGAGUUUAUUUCAAGGAAGUGAUCAGGAAGACACAGAGAUAAAUGCAAAAACUGUGAACUCUUCUGAAUGUGAACUGAGCGCCCAAAAAUAACUGGUAUCCUGAAAAAAAGAAAUGCAAGAGUCAAGUCUGCCAGACACUCACUAACAUGUGAUUCAACCUUUAAUACCUCUGUAGGUUUAUUAAGGACCUAAGUUUACUUCUGACUAAGACCAUGAGAUGUGCUGAACUUUUUGAAUCCAGUAAACCUCACUGAGUGCUGAUGCAUGAUUGACUUGAAAUUUACAGUGUCACUAAAAUCUAAUAACUGCCCACGUAACACUGAGUUGUGCAAAUGAGGAUGUGUGUUGAAGCGUGAACUAUACAAUAAAAUAUAACAUUUUAUUUCAUAAUAGGGGUCAGGCAUCUUCUUUUUAAUUCAUCAUUAAGCAGUUAAUUUGUUUCUGUUUUGUCAUCAAGGCAUGUAUUCAAUAUUAAUUUUUUAUGGCAGUUGUUCCCAAUUAUCCAUGUAACAGGUCACAGCCACAGUUUAUAGCAGAGCAGCCAAAUCAAACAAUACAGGACAAUAGGAAAUUGAUUGAUAAUUUUGCGGUACUCAUUAUUAUAACUAACAAAAUAUAGCCUUAAGCACAACAAUUAACAAUCAAAAAUAAGCUAAAAUCAAAAUGUAAACAUAUGUGUCUGUAGUGGUUGUCAGGGUAAUCAACAUUUUUAUAGCAGAAGUCUGCACAAUCUGAAAGCUCAGCAUGUUUCAGCCUCUUAACACAUUGUAAUCACUGUGUGAAUCUUUCACUGUGAGAUUUUUAGAACAUUAUUUCCUUCACAGUUUUUAUUAGGUCU